This is a messenger RNA of Hemibagrus wyckioides, 7476 nucleotides long. It is a transcript of the gene eml4, whose product is annotated as echinoderm microtubule-associated protein-like 4. NCBI's taxonomy places the organism in Eukaryota, Metazoa, Chordata, Actinopteri, Siluriformes, Bagridae. Bases 382 to 3363 code for a protein of 993 amino acids. The record is from RefSeq and is a predicted model, not a curated record. Gene Ontology annotation, molecular function: microtubule binding. Gene Ontology annotation, cellular component: mitotic spindle. Gene Ontology annotation, biological process: microtubule cytoskeleton organization. The transcript has 24 exons.
UGUGUGGUAGCGAGAGCUUGAGGGGAAGCUCCGCCAAAGCAGGCGGAGUCGGAAACGCGGAAAGCUCGAAGCUGUGCGCCUGAGAUCCGGAGGAGCUGCGCGCUGCGCUCGGGGAGCUCACAGCGGAGCUGCCGUGAUCCGUUGGCCUUUUCCACAUUGGAGCAUCACCGCAUCUUGGUUAAAUCCUUUCCCAGUUAAGCUUGAGGCAUCCGGAGAGAAAGUAUUCAGCGUAAACCCCCCUCCCCUCCCAUUCCCUUCGCCAGGUUCGCCAGGCCCUACAUCCAUCCAUCCCUUUCUUUUCGAAGACCGGACUCACAAGCAGAAAGCCGUCUCUCUCCGGGAAUCUGUCCUCUCCUUCUGCGUUUAUAUACUCCUCUGAAAAUGGACGGUUUCGCGGGCAGUUUAGAUGACAGUAUUUCUGCGGCGAGUGUUUCGGACAUGCAGGACCGGCUGUCGUCUCUGGAGCUGCGUGUGCAGCAGCAGGAAGAUGAGCUCACCGUGAUGAAGGCUGCAUUGGCCGACGUGCUCCGACGCCUCGCUCAGUCUGAGGACAUGGCUGCCAAAAAGCAGCAGAACACCAAAGGGCCGACUCCACUGCGCGAGGCUUUCUCCAUGUCCUGUAUCGCUAACGGUGGCUCCAGCGGUGGCUCCAAGUCUCACCGAGGCAGCUCCAACGUGUCCAUAGCCAGGAAAGAGACGCUGUCCUCCGCAGCCAAAAGCGGUGCCGAGAAGAAAAAAGACAAGCCUCCGCUAGAGGAGAUCAAGGAGAAGGAAGAGCCGCCACAAGCUAACGAUAAACCCCCUUCAACACCCAGCACACCACAGGCACCGUCCCCUUCCAGCCAACCCCCUUCCCCUCAUCCCCUGCAGCCCCAGAAGGCCACUCAUGAGAGCAAGGGGUCCUCCCCAGCCAAAAGGGGCCACAGUGCAAAGCGUGGUGGAGGAAUGGAGCGCUCUCAGAGCACCACAUGGGACAGCGGUGAGGAGAACAGGAACAAGCUGGUCAAAGCCGCCUCCACUUCCAAACUGCUGGCCAAAGUUGUGAAGAAUUCAGAGAAACACAGAGAUCCAGUUAUCAGCCAAGCCAAAAUGUCGACCCGUGAGAAAAACAGUCAAGAGGGCGACUACAUCAAGAUGUUCAUGCGAGGACGACCAAUCACCAUGUUCAUCCCGUCUGACAUCGAGAACUACGAUGACGUGCGAACUGAGCUGCCCUCGGAGAGACUUAAACUGGAGUGGGUAUAUGGCUACAGAGGCCGAGACUGCAGGGCAAAUGUUUAUCUGUUGCCCACAGGGGAGAUCGUCUACUUCAUCGCCUCAGUGGUGGUGCUGUUCAACUAUGAAGAGCGGACACAGCGUCACUACUUAGGGCACACUGACUGUGUGAAAUGUCUUGCUGUUCACCCGGAUAAGAUCCGCAUCGCCACAGGGCAGAUCGCAGGAGUGGACAAGGACGGCAGGCCUCUGCAGCCUCAUGUGAGGGUUUGGGACUCUGUCACUCUACAAACCCUGCAGAUCGUUGGCUUGGGCACGUUUGAAAGAGGAGUGGGAUCCCUUGCUUUUUCUAAAGCAGACUCAGGCAUUCACCUCGGCGUGGUGGACGACUCCAAUGAGCACAUGCUGACUGUGUGGGACUGGCAGAAGAAGUCCAAAAUUGCUGAGAUUAAGACAACCAACGAGGUGGUCUUGGCUGUUGAGUUCCACCCAACAGACGCAAACACAAUCGUCACCUGUGGCAAAUCACACAUCUUUUUCUGGACGUGGAACGGCAACUCUCUGGCUCGCAAGCAGGGCAUCUUUGGAGUGAGGACACACACACACACAAAUAAAUAUGAAAAACCCAAGUUUGUGCAGUGUCUGGCCUUCCUUGAUAGUGGUGACAUUCUGACCGGAGACUCCGGAGGGGUCCUGCUUAUCUGGACCCGCAGCACAGCGGAUCCACCACCAGGCAAAGGACUUAAAGCAUUUCAGAUCAGCCGUCAGAUCAAGGCCCACGAUGGCAGUGUUUUUACACUGUGUCAGCUGAGGAAUGGCACUCUACUGACUGGAGGAGGUAAAGACCACAAGAUCAUCCUGUGGGACCACAACCUCAACCCCGAGAGAGACAUCGAGGUUCCAGAUCAAUACGGAACCAUCCGAGCCGUGGCAGAGGGGAAGGGAGAGCAGUUCCUCGUGGGCACGUCACGCAACUUCAUCCUGAGGGGCACUUUUAAUGACGGCUUUCAGGUGGAGGUGCAGGGUCACACAGAUGAGCUGUGGGGUUUGGCUGCUCAUCCGUAUAAAGACCUUUUCCUCACCUGUGCGCAGGACAGACAGGUGUGUCUGUGGAACUCAGUGGACCAUUCACUGGAAUGGACCAGACUGCUGGACGAGCACGGUCACUGCGCAGACUUCCACCCUAGCGGUGCUGUGGUUGCCAUUGGCACUCAUUCAGGGAAGUGGUAUGUUCUGGAUGCUGAGACUAGGGACCUGGUGGCCAUCCACACAGACGGCAAUGAGCAGCUGUCAGUGAUGCGCUACACUGUGGAUGGUACACUGCUGGCAGUGGGAUCACACGAUAACUUCAUUUACCUCUACACGGUGUCGGAUAAUGGACGCAAGUACAGCAGAUACGGGAAAUGCUCUGGACAUUCCAGCUACAUUACGCAUCUUGACUGGUCCCCCGACAACAAGUUCAUUAUGUCCAACUCAGGAGACUAUGAAAUCCUCUACUGGGACAUUCCAAAUGGCUGUAAGCUGAUUCGUAACCGCUCUGAUUGUAAAGACAUCGACUGGGCCACAUACACGUGUGUGCUGGGAUUCCAUGUCUUCGGAGUGUGGCCCGAAGGUUCAGACGGAACAGAUAUCAACGCUCUGGUCAGAUCUCACAACAGGAAAGUCAUUGCUCUGGCUGAUGAUUUCUGCAAGGUACAUCUGUUCCAGUACCCCUGCUCCAGACCUAAGGCCCCAAGUCAUAAGUACAGUGCCCACAGCAGUCACGUGACCAACGUUAGCUUCAUGCACAACGACAGGCACCUGGUGUCGACAGGCGGCAAGGACACCAGCAUCAUGCAGUGGCGCUGCAUGGGCAUGAGCGAUCCCAUGCAGAACUCAAGCACACGAGUCCAGGCCCCUGUGGCUGCUGUCCCCACCUCUCUGCCUAUCACCAGAAUGGAACCUGACACCAAUACGCCACCCCCGACCCCUACUGAGUCGCUGGACGCCACCCCUAACGGACAGCAAGAAAACCACGAAACUCCACCUCCCACAGAUGAGCCCACGCCCACUUCCGAUAGCACCGUGAGCCCAAAGGACAGUCUGGAGCCAAGUGAUGACACAGCCACGCCCAGCGACGAGGGCACACCCUUCACUCCGCCCUCUUAAAACUGGUGGCCGAGGUGAUCAGCCCUGGUCUCCAUUCGAGUGCUUCACCCACAGGCACUACGCUUGCCGUGAAGGUUGCAGCGCAUGCACAGGGGCUCCUUAAAAUUUUAAUCUUUUCAGGUUCUUUCUAUGUUUCUUUCAACACAUGUAUGUAUGUCGUUAAUCCGAGAGGGAGAAAAGAGGCAAAAAUGAAUGAAGUAUCGCCGUUGUGUUGCCCAGGAGGAAUCGUGCUUCGUAGAUUAAAAAAAAAAAAAAAAAAAAAAAAAGCUGUCGAAAAUACACAAACAGACACUAGCAUGCCCGGAUACACUGAUACACACAAACACUACACAAACAUGAGGUUUACUCCAACACACACACACAUAGGGGCACAUACCAAAAAAACAAAAACAAAACAAUGAUUUAUCAGAUCAUCAAAGGAACCUUAACAUAGAAUAAAAUAUCUGCCAGUAUAAAUGCAAAGUAUAGCUGAAAUUAGUGAAAUUAUAGAAUAUAGGCUUAUGUUAAGACUUUUAAACUAAUCAUUUACUCUAUUUUGUGAAUAAUGAGGAUUCAGAAUCUUUUUUGUUGUUGUUGUUGUUGUUGUUGUUGUGAAAUGCCUGCAUAGCAUCUUUACCUGAGCCAAGAAUCUUUUGAAAAUGCCAGGCAGGUAACACUGACUCAUUGAAUGGACUCAAACUCACUCACUGAGCUCAUUGGCGUCUUCAUCAUCAUGGACAAAAUUUUAAGCAUGGCAUGAAGCUAAUUAUUGAUGAUCGACUAGGUAUAUUAUCAAUCAGAUUAUUAACACACACACACAGACACACACACAUAUAUACACACAUCCACACACAGUUUUUCUGAGGCUGCAGUUUGUUAAAAAUGUUCUUCUGGACUUCAUCUGGUGCGUCUCUGAAGCUCUGGCCAGCACGGCGUAUGCAGAUCAGAUCAGCAGGCUGUCUCAACGUCUUCAGCAUGGAUCGUCUCGCAAAAAAACAUCCUCGAACAGACUUCAUCUAAACUCCUCUUAUCCAAGCGCCACAUUUUUUUUAACCUGAAUUCUUUAGCACUGUUCUUUUUCCGUUCGAGAUUCGUUUUCAGUCUGUUUUUUCCCCCUUUAUUCUGUUCAUUGGACUGUUUUUUUUUAAUUUUUAUUUUGAGAGUAGAUUAAAUGAGUCUUAAAUGUGUGUGAUUGUGUGUGUGUAUGAGAUCACGUGCUGAUGGAUGAGCUGAUUAUUUUUUUUUUUUCCUUUCAUCUUUCAUUCCACAAGAUGUUAGUGCAUCUUCCUUUCCUCCUUCCCACAGGAACUCAGGAUCACUCUUUAGGUCAUCUUCCUAGUCAGAGUGUGGGAGAGAGAUCUGUCCUUGUUGUCCGUUUUUUUCUUUCUGAGUGUUUUUCACCACUUCAGUAAUGCAUUGUGACAAAGAUACUGGGUUAAAGGAUAAAAUAUUGAAGUGUUUGAUGUAUUUUAAGCCGGAGCUGCAGCACCGAAGAGAAGUCUCCGGUAACAAUCUUGGUGGCUCUUCACUCUCACUGUUUCUUGUUCCCAGUAACAGAGACGUGCUUUUUACAGUUAUGAAAGAGUGAAGCACCAAAUCCUGACAGAAACUGCCUCCAAAUUUAAUGAUGAUCCUAAAUCUAGACCUGUUUUCAACAUGCACUCAUCACCUUCCCUCUGUUAUUUAGGUAGACCAUACAAAAUACUAAGGUGCUGCUACUAGAGCUGAUUUUCAGUAAAUGUAUAUACAUCACUGCUGAAACUGUAACAUCCUUCUAACUCUUGUAACAUCCUUCUAACUCUUCUAACCUCCUGCUCCUGUUAUAACAUCCUUCUAACUCUUCUAACCUCCUGCUUCUGUUAUAACCUCCUGCUCCUGUUAUAACCUCUUUCUAACUCUUCUAACCUCCUGCUUCUGUUAUAACCUUCUGCUCCUGUUAUAACCUCUUUCUAACUCUUCUAACCUCCUGCUCCUGUUAUAACAUCCUUCUACCUCUUCUAACCUCCUGCUUCUGUUAUAACCUCCUGCUCCUGUUAUAACCUCUUUCUAACUCUUCUAACCUCCUGCUCCUGUUAUAACCUCUUUCUAACUCUUCUAACCUCCUGCUCCUGUUAUAACCUCUUUCUAACUCUUCUAACCUCCUGCUCCUGUUAUAACCUCCUGCUCCUGUUAUAACAUCCUUCUAACUCUUCUAACCUCCUGCUCCUGUUAUACCAUCCUUCUACCUCUUCUAACCUCCUGCUUCUGUUAUAACAUCCUUCUAACUCUUAUAACCUCCUGCUCCUAUUAUAACCUCCUUCGAAAUCUUAUAACAUCCUGCUCAAUCUUAUAACCUCUUACUCACUCCAGUAACCUCCUGCUCACUCUAGUAUCCUCUGCCUCACUCUUAUAACACCCUGUUUACUCUUCUAUCCUUACUAACCUUUGCUCACUAAUUAUAACAUCCUGCUCACACUUAAAACUCAACCUUAUAACCUCUUAGUAGUUCCUGCUUACUAUUAUAUCUUCCUGCUCACUCUUAUAACCUCUUACUAACUCCUUCUGACUCUUAGAGCCUGAUCUCUGAUAUAACAUUUUACUGACUCCUCUUACCUGUUCGAACCCCCCCACUUCUACUCCCUGUUAUAAGCUCCUUCUUAAUUUUAUAAGCUCCUAUUGACUCCCUGCAUGAUGUGUGAAUAAGGCUAACAUGCACUUAUACAAAAGGAAGAUGAUAAGUGUUUGCUGAAAACAUUUAAACACAGGCCUAAGCUUUCUCACAAUAAGAGUCUACACUUUAAAAAAAAAAGAAAAGAAAGAAAGACAGCAGCCUGGUCUCAGACGUGUUGCUGGCGACAUCUUCUGUACACGUGCAGCAUUGCGAGGUAUUGAACUGGACAGAUGAACGUUUUAGUAUUGAAUAUUAGGGAUGAGUAUGUAUAAAGGCAUGAGUCUGGUGGUAAUGCAUGAUUUCUCUUUAAACGGUAAGAAUAAUGAAGACAUUAGGAAUAUUAAGAGUCGGGGGAGGGGAGGGGGGUUCUAAAGAUUUUGGUAUGUGAAUGAUGAACUUAUGCUGUGUUUUUAUGGUUGUUGUUUUUUUUAUACACAUGGAAGCAUUUAGUAUUUCAAGUUCUGAGUGUAUUUGAUACUGGUCUAGUUGUAGGUGGUGUGCAUGUUCAGAAAAGCCAUUUCGGCAUGGGAAGUGUUUUAUAGGUGGAAUGUAAAGAUGAUGAUUUGCUACCAAGUGGUGCAGUGAGGUAUAUCGCUGCAGCAGUGCUGGUACUACAGCCGCUCUCCUCCAGCUGGUCUGCAGUUUUUCUAACCCUUUAGGUUUAUGAGGUUUUUUGGCAUUGCCACCAUUUUUUUUUUUUUUUUAAUAAUGGUUUUUUCAGAGAGAAUACAUCUGUUGGAUUUCUAUAGACUUAUUCGAACCUGCUUUUGCUGUAAUACUUAGCUUUAGUGCAAAAUGGCACUGUUCCUUUGCUCAGGGUCAGACCUGGUCACCUUCCUCUCCUACUUCUGCCUCUGUGCUGUUGUAUCACCUCCUUAAAAUGACAAAAAAAAAAAUUCCACACACAAUACAAUACAAUACAAUACAAUACAACAUGCCCUUGGUCUUUGUGACCGGCGUGAGCUUCAGGCUAAGUUCAGGGAUUUCACAGGUUACCAUUUCCAUACACCAUUAUUUGUACAUUCACAUGUGGAUACUAUAUGUAUAUAAUAGUUCCUCGGUUUGUAUAUAUCAGCGGGAAUGCAUCCUGUACAAUAACAAUAGCCGUGUUCAUCAAGAAUAGCCUUUUGGAUGAUUUGCUGCAGAACCACACUGAAAACCUAGCUGAUAAGAAAUCUCAUAACGAACCUGCUCAUGAUCAUGAACCUGCAGUUAGAAAGCAGCUCUGAUGUAAAGAGGAUGCUCUUCUCAGUCAUUUCCAUUCACUCGGAUACAGCUUGCCUCUAGGACUCGUACUUGUGAAACUCACCUCCCCCCUUUUUUUUCCCUUUUUUUUUUUUGGAUCCAGUGAAAAUGACCUUCACGACUCUCUCACCUGACAUUGGUGUGUAAAUAAGGGGCUUCAUUAGGAAUGUUUCUUGAAUGUCACGAGUGGCCUUGCUAUGUGUCUUCUUUGGGUGAGUGUGGAAUAUGGUAUUGGUAAA